CUGGUCUCGAACUCCGACUCGACGGCUUUGAAGAGGUGAGGAAUUUGUAUAUAUAUAUAUAUACAAGUUCAUUUGAUUUCAAUAUUUCCGUUUUUCGAAUUCUUAAAGACCUUUCCCUUGGUUUUUUCCUUCAAACAAUAAAUCAAAAUUUUCAAAUCGACAGCAAGUUACCGCUCCACACCAUGGCACCAGAAACCUUCACACUCUCCGAGUGCACAAAAGAAGAUGUACCAGCCAUGAUACAAGUCUACCUCAGCUCCUUCGCAUCCGACUACUUCGGCCAGUUCGUGUUCCCCAAAGCCACCAUAAGCGACGAAGAAAGGCAUCGCUGGCUCACCUACCGCUUCACAACCCUGUUCACCAAACGCGAAGUCCGGAGCUUCAAAAUCACAGAAAACAGCACGGGGAAAAUGGCCGCGUUUCUGAGAUGGACGUUCCCAAUCGUUUUAACAGAAGAAGAGCAGCUUGAGCGCAAGAAGGAGAAGGCGGAGAAGGAGAGGGUGAUGAAGGAGACGGGACAUGAUCCUACGUGGCCAAGGGGCGCGAAUUUGGCGCUUACGGAGGAGAAGUUUGGGGGCUUGGAGAGGAUGAUGGAUAAGUAUGUUGAUAAGAAGGAGAUGUAUGUGGCCAAUCUUUUAGGUACAGAUCCAGCGUAUCAGAGAAAGGGACUUGCUAGUAGGUUACUGAAGCAUGUUCUUGAUAUGGCUGAUCGGGAGGGGAGGAAGGUCUAUAUUGAGGCUACUCCUGCGGGGCAUCCCGUGUAUCUGAAGUUGGGGUUCAAGGAUGUUGAUAUUGUCAAGGUGGAUUUGUCGAGAUGGGGUGGGAAGGAGAUUGGGACUAAUAGGAUUAUGAUUAGGGAUCCUGAACCUGCUUCGUGAGGUUUGGUUUAGCAUUUUUAUAGAUUUUGGCAGGAUAGAGUAUUUUCGCAUAGCGGUAAAUGACAUAUAAAAAGGAUCA
Messenger RNA from Mollisia scopiformis, 957 nucleotides. RefSeq names its product acyl-CoA N-acyltransferase. The record is from RefSeq and is a predicted model, not a curated record. Bases 183 to 878 code for a protein of 231 amino acids. The transcript is spliced from 2 exons. Lineage: Eukaryota; Fungi; Ascomycota; Leotiomycetes; Helotiales; Mollisiaceae. Gene Ontology annotation, molecular function: acyltransferase activity, transferring groups other than amino-acyl groups.